CGUUACAUUGACACACUCAGCCAGCGUGCACAGGUUUCGCGUGCAUCGUGUUUUCAAGAUGAAGUUGUCGGUGCCGCUGCUCUUGGCUGCCAUUUUGCUGGCUUUCGUCGGUUCCGUCGACGUACAAACCGCUAAACCAAUAUAUGCCUGCUUCGAGUACAAAGAAGUAAAAGAAGAAGAACGUUUCGACAGUAGCAAAUAUCCCGUUGAUUGCAAGUAUUACUGCGGCACGCAAGGCAAUCGGAAGAAGUACGGCUACUACAGACAGGGCGAACCAUGCGCGAUCGCCAAAGUUGACCGUGACUUCAAACCGAUAACUGGGACAUGUUCAGAAGGCCAAAGAAAUGGAGAAAUAAUAUGUGACACCAAACUGAAACCCCCGCAAUGUCCUGCCUAAAGUGGAAGAAACAAUAACUGUUUUCCCAAGCAAUAAAAAAAAACGCAAUCAUCA
Ornithodoros turicata is the source of this 451-nucleotide messenger RNA. RefSeq lists its product as uncharacterized. Bases 59 to 397 code for a protein of 112 amino acids. Lineage: Eukaryota; Metazoa; Arthropoda; Arachnida; Ixodida; Argasidae. The record is from RefSeq and is a predicted model, not a curated record. The transcript has 4 exons.